Molecule: messenger RNA, 869 nt
Organism: Chinchilla lanigera (long-tailed chinchilla)
Lineage: Eukaryota; Metazoa; Chordata; Mammalia; Rodentia; Chinchillidae
Gene: Lep
Product: leptin
Exons: 3
Coding region: 135-635 (166 amino acids)
Biological process (GO): lipid metabolic process; activation of protein kinase C activity; response to insulin
Cellular component (GO): extracellular region
Molecular function (GO): hormone activity; peptide hormone receptor binding
Source: RefSeq, a predicted model, not a curated record
GCUGCGCCGGGACCUGCCCCGCAGUUGCGCAAGUUGCACUGUGGAGCUAUAAGAGGGGCUGGCAGGCAUGGAGCUCCACAGGGAUCCUGCUACCAGCAACUGCGAGGCCCAAAAAGCUCAUCCUGAGAAGGAAAAUGCGCUGCGGACCCCUGUGCCAGUUCCUGUGGCUUUGGCUCUGUCUAUCCUACAUUCAAGCUGUGCCCAUCCAAAAAGUCCAAGAUGACGCCAAGACCCUCGUCAAGACCAUUAUCUCCAGGAUCAAUGACAUCUCCCACAUGCAGUCAGUGUCCUCUAAACACAAGGUCUCUGGUUUCGACUUCAUUCCUCGUAACCCGGACCUGAGUUUCCUCAAGAUGGACAAGACAUUAGCAGUCUAUCAAGAGAUCAUCAUCAACCUGUCUUCCCGCAAUACAGGGCAAAUAUCGAAUGACCUGGAAAAUCUCCGGAAUCUUAUCCGCAUGCUGGCCUCCUCUAAGGGCUGCCCUCUGCCGUACACCAGGGGCCCAGAGGCGCUGCGGAACCUGGAUGGUGCCCUCAAAGAGUCAGUCUACUCCACAGAGGUGGUGGCCCUCAGCAGGCUGCAGAGGUUUCUGAAGGAAAUGCUGCGGCAGCUGGACCUCGGCACCAUGUGCUGAGGCCUUGAGGCUGCCCUUCCCCCGAGAUCACGUUGAAGGAAGAAAUCUUGGCUUCCGGGUGCCUCUGGGAGAAGAGAUCCUUGGGAAGACAUCCCUUAUCCAAAAUCUUGUCCAUUUCUCUUUUCUAAGCCACCCUUCCUAAGGCAUAGGAUCACAUUGCUUGAUACCAAAGAUAUACACACAUGGUUCCCUGAUCACCAGGAAGGGGGCCCAUGCAAUAAACAGUGCAUUGUA